This is a messenger RNA of Aaosphaeria arxii CBS 175.79, 1074 nucleotides long. RefSeq names its product calcium-dependent phosphotriesterase. Bases 1 to 1074 code for a protein of 357 amino acids. The record is from RefSeq and is a predicted model, not a curated record. Lineage: Eukaryota; Fungi; Ascomycota; Dothideomycetes; Pleosporales. The transcript has a single exon.
AUGUCGUCAAUCACCAAUGUCGACCUGCUUUCUGCAGCUACCAAUCCAUCCUACUUUUCCACCCUGGUCACGACGAAUGUCUCGAACCCAACUACAAUCAGUCUUCUCUCUUACAAUUCAAACUUCUCAAACGUCAUUGGGGAUGGAGCCACAGCCCGCCAAUUGUACGAUCUAGAUUGGGAGGCAUUCCACGAAAUGGGCACCUACAAUCGCGAAACCAAUUCUCUUUACAUAACGUCCAACUACGACUCCUUGCAAAAUCCGAUUAAUAUUACAAUCCUUGACCUAUCUUCCGACAACUAUCCUCUGAAGUCCAUCCGUUAUCCAGAAGUCCGCGAAGCCAACGGCGGAACCAAUUGGUACCCACCUGGCUCAAAUACAUCCGAACUCCUCUUCUGCGACGAAGGCGAUUUUGAACAUUACUCUGGCUUGGUUUCCGUGAACCCAAGCACCAACAAGUCCACCGUAAUUGUCAACAAUUUCCUUGGCCGCAACUUCAGUUCUGUAAACGACGUGCGACAGCACUUUGAAACAGGCGACUUGUGGUUCACGGAUGCGGAUUACGGAUACUUCCAGUAUUUCAGACCAGAACCAACGAUCCCGAAACAGGUAUAUCGCUUCGACCCCAGCGCGGGCGAAAUCGCUGUUGUGGCCGAUGGAUUUGACCAGUCUAAUGGCUUGGAAUUCUCGCCUGAUUUCAAGACGUUGUACGUGACCGAUACUGGCGCGCAGCAUUUCACGCCCAACCAGACUCGACCAGCCACCAUUUACGCCUAUGAUGUUAUUGAUGGCAAAACUCUAGCAAAUAGAAGGACAUUCGCAUUUGUAGAUACGGGUUUCCCGGAUGGCAUUCACACCGAUACUGAGGGAAAUGUGUGGGUUGGCGCCGGCGAUGGUGUACAUAUCUUCGACCCAAGAGGUACCCUGCUUGGUAAGAUUUGGGUAGGCGUCACCUCCAACAACUUUGCUUUCUUACCAGGAAAGGUGUUGGUAUUUACGAACAGCCAGUUGUGGAUAGUAGAGAACAUCAAGGCUGUUGGUAGGGAGAUUUGUAGAGAUUUUGGCGUCUGCUGA